AUGGGGGCCGCUGACAGCGGCAGCGCUUCUUCCUCCUCUGGCGCCGAGGCUGAGCGCCUGCCCGUGCCGUCUAAAAACCCUUUGCCUCUGUCUGCCUCACAGGAGGCACAGGUCAGGGAGUUGUACUAUGCGAGGGUGAGGAGGAAGUGUAAGGAUGAGAUUAAGGCUUUCGCCGACUGCGCCCGAGGCCGGACCUUCUCCGUGGCCUGGGCCUGCCGCAACCUGCACAUGGCGAUGAACAACUGCAUGAAGGCGCACGCGACGCCCGAGGAGCAGGACGCUGCGCGCGAAGAAUGGUUUGCGACGAGGCUGCAACGACUCAAAGAGCGGGAGCGGAAAGCCAAGCGUGCGGCCGAGCAGGAAGCCUUCUUCCGCGAGUGGUGGGGCUUGCCCCAGAAGGAGAGGGAGGAGAUCGAAAAGAAGCUGGAGAAGUUCAAGCACGUGGAAGAGAGGGUUGCGGUGGUGAGAAAGAAGACUCCAGGAGAGGAGCGGAGGUGA
Molecule: messenger RNA, 498 nt
Organism: Thermochaetoides thermophila DSM 1495
Lineage: Eukaryota; Fungi; Ascomycota; Sordariomycetes; Sordariales; Chaetomiaceae
Exons: 2
Coding region: 1-498 (165 amino acids)
Cellular component (GO): mitochondrion
Source: RefSeq, a predicted model, not a curated record